Coregonus sp. 'balchen' is the source of this 8647-nucleotide messenger RNA. NCBI's taxonomy places the organism in Eukaryota, Metazoa, Chordata, Actinopteri, Salmoniformes, Salmonidae. The record is from the annotation of a GenBank genome assembly.
AUGGACCUUCAGACACAACUCAAGGUAAGGGUAAUUCCACCAAAUAUAGAUUUUGCUUGAACUAUCCCUUUGAACAGGCUUUCCAAACUUGGGUCUGUUGUAGACUCACUUCCUCUCUGCUUUCAUCAUGUCAAAAUAAAAGAGCCCCCAUAAGUUCUUCUUCUUCUUCUUCUUCUUCUUCUUCUUCUUCUUCUUCUUCUUCUUCUUCUUCUUCUUCUUCUUCUUCUUCUUCUUCUUCUUCUUCUUCUGUGGGGUUUAACGGCAGUUGGCAUCCAAUAUUUUGCAUUACCACCCCCAACUGGACUAUAGUAUAAAUCCAUUAUACAUUAUGUACCAAAAAUGUAAUACAAUUUAAAAAACACCCUUCCAACUAACCCAACACUCAUUAAAAGCCCACUACCCCAUUCCACUACGUUGACCCUAUCUGCUCCUGCACCAUGCCAACGGCCUGGGAGGAUGGGACACCACCCCUCAACACACCCUGUAACUUCUGAAGUCAAAUCACGUACACCAAAGUACUUCUCUGCAGCUGCCACCGCAACAUCUAAUUUCUGUGAUUUACGUUCCAUUUUUGCAGCACAGCUGACAACCAUACCUAUGAACGCUAAGAAGACAACAUUACUGAAGCAUAUAUCACUCGAUGGCCUGUCCCUCUAUUCUGGCACAGAUCUACUAUUCACAGGGAUCCUCUUAGAAUCCCUCACCCUGGAUCCACCCUCCUCUACUUUCUUCACUGCCUCAGCAUACGACACCUUCUGCACUACUCUGACUCUGGCCACCUCAACAUGCCUCUCUCGCACCGGACAUUUCCGAUCCCCAGCAACAUGGGCAACCCUACAGUUGACACACAACUUUUUCCACCAAAACUACACAAUUCUCUUUCCCAUGCCCUCCUGCACACUUCCUACAUCUUGGAAUCAACCUCCUGCACACUGCUGCGAUGCGACCAUAAACGUGGCACCUGAAACACUGCAGUGGGUUUGGCACAAAAGCUCUAAAAGGAUAACUUAUAUGUCCUGUCAUGACGGGUAAAAACUCAGUUUCAAAACUCAAAAGGAUGGACUGUGACACCUCUGUUUCACCACGCUCCCCACCGAGUCUGCAUCGCAGCCCCCACAAGUUAUUGCCUGUUUGCACAGAUAUGGCGCACGUGCGCCAUAAGCAGAGACGAAGUGGGUCUACAGUCCAAUAGUAGACCCACGUUUGGAAAGUUUGUGUAAUAAUACAUUCCUUUGGAUAUUUUGUCUUAAAUUCCUCCCUUUAUGAGAACCAAUCCCAUAGACAAUUGGUAGAGUUAGUUCAAAUAUAAUUGUGUUCAACAUUUGUGACAGACAAAGGACGUUUAGGUUUUCGUUUACAGUAGAAGUCGUAAGUUUGCAUACACCUUAGCCAAAUACAUUUAAACUCGGUUUUUCACAAUUCCUGACAUUUAGUCAGGAGUCAAGUACAAAUUCCCUGUCUUAGGUCAGUUAGGAUCACCACUUUAUUUUAAGAAUGUGAAAUGUCAGAUUAAUAGUAGAGAGAAUUAUUUAUUUCAGCUUCUAUUUCUUUCAUCACAUUCCCAGUGGAUCAGAAGUUUACACACACUCAAUUAGUAUUUGGUAGUAAAGCAUAUAAAUUGUUUAACUUGGGUCAAAUGUUUCGGGGUAGCCUUCCACAAGCUUCCCACAAUAAGUUGGGUGAACUUUGGCCCAUUCCUCCUGACAGAGCUGGUGUAACUGAGUCAGGUUUGUAGACCUCCUUGCUCGCACACGCUUUUUCAGUUCUGCACACACAUUUUCUAUAGGAUUGAGGUCAGGGCUUGACUUUGUUGUCCUUAAGCCAUUUUGCCACAACUUUGGAAGUAUUUUUUAUUUUUUUAUUUAUCCAGGUAAGCCAGUUGAGAACAAGUUCUCAUUUACAACUGCGACCAAGUAUGCUUGGGGUCAUUGUCCAUUUGGAAGACCCAUUUGCGACCAAGCUUUAACUUCCUGACUGAUGUCUUGAGAUGUUGCUUCAAUAUACCCACAUCAUUUUCCUUCCUCAUGAUGUCAUCUAUUUUGUGAAGUGCACCAGUCCCUCCUGCAGCAAAGCACCCCCACAGCAUGAUGCUGCCACCCCCGUGCUUCACGGUUGGGAUGGUGUUCUUCGGCUUGCAAGCUACCCCCUUUUGCCUCCAAACAUAACGAUGGUCAUUAUGGCCAAACAUUUCUAUUUUUGUUUCAUCAGACAAGAGGACAUUUCUCCAAAAAGUAAGAUUUUUAUCCCCAUGUGCAGUUGCAAACCGUAGUCUGGGUUUUUUAUGGCAGUUUUGGAGCAGUGGCUUCUUCCUUGCUGAGCGGCCUUUCAGGUUAUGUCGAUAUAGGACUCGUUUUACUGUGGAUAUAGAUACUUUUGUACCUGUUUCCUCCAGCAUCUUCACAAGGUCCUUUGCUGUUGUUCUGGGAUUGAUUUGCACUUUUCCUUCAGGCAUUUGGAAAUUGCUCCCAAGGAUGAACCAGACUUGUGGAGGUCUACAAUUUUUUAUGAGGUCUUGGCUGAUUUCAUUUAAUUUUCCCAUGAUGUCAAGCAAAGAGGCACUUUGAAGGUAGGCCUUGAAAUACAUCUACAGGUACACCUCCAAUUGACUCAAACAAUGUCAAUUAGCCUAUCCGAAGCUUCUAAAGCGGUGACAUCAUUUUCUGGAAUUUUCCAAGCUGUUUAAAGGCACAGUCAACUUUGUGUAUGUAAGCUUCUGACCCACUGGAAUUGUGAUACAGUGAAUUGUAAGUGAAAUAAUCUGUCUGUAAACAAUUGUUGGAAAAGUUACUUGUGUCAUGCACAAAGUAGAUGGCCUAACCGACUUGCCAAAACUAUAGUUUGUUAACAAGAAAUUUGUGGAUUGGUUGAAAAACAAGUUUUAAUGUCUCCAACCUAAGUGUUUGUAAACUUCCGACUUCAACUGUAUGUAAUAAUGCGUGGCCCUACUGUUCAGUGAUUGGAUAGCAUGGUCACGUCGGGACAACGAUAGCCCAUGCAUUUGUUUUAUGUUUUUACUGGUUGCCUAAUUCUCCAUGCUGAUCACCUACUAAAUAAGUCUAGACAAACAAAAUAAAUACACCAAACUGUGUGUGUUCUUUACACAAUUACAAAGCAUAAUGUUCGAAAGAACUAUCAAUAGCAAGGCUAGCAAAAUAAAUAAAAUAAUAGUUCAUCGUCACACCAGGCUCACUCAGUAAAUGUACCCAGUUUCUAUUCAGUAGUUGUGUUUCGAGAUUAUUUAAUAAUUGUACUCCAAAUGCAGUGUGUGUCGAAUGCAGUAAUUGCUAAUAUAGAUGAAUUACUAAGUACGUAAUUAAACAGUCACUCAAAUGGAUUGUCUAUUUUCAUUAUUAGCUGUCACAUCUGCUCCUGCAACGCCCUCUACUGCUCAUCCUGUGUUUCCUUGACCUGCCGCCACUCCCCCAGUACUCUCUCCCUCUCCCUCUCUCUCUCUGUGUGUGUGUGUGUGUGUGUGAUUGUGUAGGCGGAGACAGGUGUGCUGGAGUCAGAGCAGAUUCCCACCAGCUGCAACCUUUUCCAUAAUCAAGACCUCUACAAAUACUCAGUCCUGCCACUUCCACACUGCCGGAUCGUAAUCUCUGCUCAGUCAGUCUACGGUUCUAGCCAUUUGUUACUAUUCAGAUCCUGUUAUCCUGUUGUGCCUGUUUUCCUUGCCUGACGCUGUUUUCCUCUCCGCUACAGUUCUGCCGCUCCGACUCUGGUCCCUGUCUCCAGUCCCACGCCUCGUCAUCCUGCUACUCUGUCCUGGAUUCCCCACUGUACUACUCCCUUGGAUUCCCCUCCGGACCUGCUCACCUUGUCACAACCCCCCUUGCUCCAGCCUCAGCCUCCACACCUGGUUUCCAGCAGUUUCCCCUGACCUGCACUCCAUCUUCCCCCUGUAUUUCAAUAAAUACCUUGGUUACUUCAUCCCAGUCUCCUAGUCUGAGUCUGCUCUUUGGUUCCAAUUGUUCCACUCUGUGUAACAGUACGAUCUGGCCAAAGAGAUGAACCCAGCAUACUCUGCUACUCUCCACCAAACCCUCGUCAGCCAAGGCGCCCUGCUCGAGCAACAUGACCAAGUCCUGAAGACCCUUCUGGAGCACAUCAAGGAAUUUUCACAGAGCCUGUCUGACUUACAGGGCCGGCCCUUCACCCAGAGCUCACAACCAGUUCCAAGUCCUUCUUCCCCGCUCCAGGAGCCGUUUGUUCCGAUUCCCAAGCGUUCCGAUGGCAACCUCGGAGCUUGCAGAGCCUUUUUGGUACAAUGUUCACUAGUAUUUGAGCAACAGCCCUACUCUUAUGCUAGCGAACGGGCCAAGAUUUCCUUUCUGAUUGGCUGCCUCCAUGGAGCAGCGCUUUCCUGGGCCACGGCGGUGUGGGAGAGGCAGUCCCACAUCUUCUUCUCCUACUCCAGAUUCACGGAGGAGAUGAAGAAAGUAUUCGACCACCCAGUCUGCCAUAAGGAUGUGGCUAAACAACUCCUGUCCCUCCGUCAAGGCCCCCAUAGUUUUGCUGAGAUGGCAUAUGAGUUCCGCACCCUCGCCGCUGAGAGUGGCUGGAAUGAGGAGGCCCUUCAGGGAGUGUUCCGGAACGCACUCACUGAGACCCUCAAAGACGAGUUGGUGUCCAGGGAUGAGCCUGAUAGACUUGAUGAACUCAUCUCUCUCGCUAUCCGCAUCGACAACCGUCUCCGUUAGCGUCGGAGGGAGAGGGUAGGUAGGGUUGCAUGUCCCAUAACAUCGGCUUCAGUGCCUUGUCCUCCUUCUCCGACUGCAUCCCAUCCCCAGGCUCGUCGUGAUCCUGAACCCAUGCAGCUCGGCCGGGGCCGUCUCUCUCCUGAGGAGAGGCAACGAUGAAUCGGUGCUUGGAGCUGCCUAUACUGUGGCCAGGUUGGUCACUUUGUCUCCACUUGUUCCCUGCGUUCAGCAAAAGAGGGGACUUGGCAGUAGCGUGGGAUAUACUGUUGAGCCAAAUUGCCUACCCAUCUUCCCCCAGACCCCUGCUUGAAGGCAACCUUGUGUGCUAGAGCCAGGCUUUUCCUCUGUCUGCUCUCAUCAAUUAGGGUGCCGACGAAAUCUUCCUGGACCAAGGUGCCAUUACCCAGUUGGCCAUGGACACUGUCCCACUCGAUUCACCCCUCGACGCCAACGCUCUCAAUGGACAGCUUCUCACCCGUGUCUGUGAGAGAACCGUCCCUGUCAUCCUGCGUCUCUCUGGAAAUCACCAGGAAAAUAUCAGUUUCCGCUUAAUCGACUGUCCUUACUCUCCCCUGGUUCUUGGCCAUCCAUGGUUAAAGCUACACAACCCACAGAUUGAUUGGACCGCUGGAAAGGUAACCACUUUGAGUUCAUUUUGUCACUCUAAUUGUUUACAUUCUAACCUCCCCCCUGCAUUGUCUGUGUCCCAGUUCAUUCCAGAACCUCUGGACCUGUCAUCAGUUACUCCUGAGUAUCACGAUCUAGCUCCUGUGUUCAGCAAGCACCAUGCCCUGUCACUGCCGCCUCAUCGGUCGUACGACUGUGCCAUUGACCUCCAGCCUGCAGCUCCUCUCCCCAGUAGGCUGCAGGACUUAUCAAGCCAUCUUCCUCCCUGGUGGGUGCUGGGUUUUUCUUUGUGAAGAAGGAUGGGUCACUGAGGCCAUGAAUAGACUACCGUGGUCUGAAUAAUAUCACUGUUCAGAACAAGUACCCCUUGCCACUUAUCAGCUCUGCUUUUGUUCCCCUCCAUGGUUCCACGGUGUUUACAAAACUCGACCUCCAGAAUGCCUACCACCUUGUCCGCAUAAGAGACGGGGACGAGUGGAAGAAUGCGUUCAACACACCACUUGGUCUCUUUGAUUAUUUGGUAAUGCCUUUUGUUCUUACUAAUGCCCCUGCUGUUUUCCAGAAUCUAGUCAAUGACGUGUGAGGGAUGUGAUUGGACGCUUUGUUUUUGUCUGUUUAGAUGACCACCAGCAACACGUUCUUCAACGGCUGUUGGAAAAUAAGCUUUUUGUUCAAGCUGAAAAAUGUGAGUUCCAUGCUGACACAGUGUCUUUCCUGGGUUAUAUUAUUGCACAGGGACAGUUACGUAUGGACCCCGCCAAGGUCAUGGCAGUCACAGAGUGACCUGCGCCCUCCAUCCUGAAGCAGCUACAGCGUUUCCUGGGAUUUGCACAUUUUACAGACGUUUAAUCUGCAACUACAGCCGUCUGGCAGCACCUCUCACCACUCUCACCUCCACCUCCACUCCAUUCCACUGGACUCCUGAGGCAGAGGCAGCAUUCCUGGAACUCAAGCGUCGCUUCACCUCCGCUCCGGUCCUUACUCAGCCCAACCCAGAACUCCAGGUCAUCGUGGAGGUGGACUCCUCUGACACCGGGGUAGGUGCUGUUCUGUCUCAAUGUUCCCCCUCUGAUCAGAAGGUCCACCCAUGUGCAUUCUUUUCCCGUAAGCUCUCACCUGCAGAGGGGAAUUUUGACAUCGGAAACCGGGAAACUCCUGGCAGUUAAGCUGGCUCUGGAGGAAUGGUGUCACUGGCUGGCGGGCUCUGUAACCCCCUUCAUCAUGUGGACUGACCAUAAAAACCUGUCCUAUAUCCAGACCGCCAAACGUUUGAACUUCCGGCAAGCCAGGUGGGCCUUGUUCUUCGGUAGAUUCAAUUUCACACUCACUUAUGGCCCCGGUUUGAAGAAUACCAAGCCUGAUGCCCUCUCCCGCCUGUUCACCACUGACAACACGGGUACCGAGCCAGAAGCCAUUGUGCCAUCCACCUGCAUCGUUGCCUCCGUCACCUGGAAGAUCGAGUCCCGUAUCUGCCAGGCUCAGCAGAACCAGCCUGAUCCGGGUAAUGGUCCUAGUAAUGCUCUGUUUGUCCCAGAUUGUGUUCGCUCUGAUGUUCUUCAGUGGGGCCAUUCUACCCACCCCACCUGUCACCCUGGUAUGAACCGGACCCUCGCCUUCCUGCGUCAGCGCUUUUGAAGGGCCACCAUGGAGAGAGAGGUCCGGGAGUUUUUAUCGGCCUGUUCGGUUUGUUCCUGGAACAACACCGCCACUAAACACACUUCCGGUCUGCCUUGCCCUUUUCCCAUACGCAGUCGCCCCUGGUCACACAUAGCUCUGGACUUCGUCACUGGCCUUCCCCCAUCUAACGGUAACUCUGUCAUCCUCACCAUUAUUGACAGGUUUUCCAAAAUGGCUUACUUCAUUCCCCUCUCCAAGCUCCCUUCCACCAGGUAGACUGCGGACCAAUUAGUAUCCCAUGUGUUUCGUCAGCAUGGCAUCCCCACUGACAUCGUUUCCGACAGAAGACCCCAGUUUACCUCCCAGGUAUGGAGAUCCUUCUGUCCAGCUCUUGGUAUCAAUGUCAGUCUUUCUUCUGGAUAUCCCCCCAAGACAAAUGGCCAGACCGAACGGGCCAACCAAGAGAUGGAGACUGUCCUACGCUGCAUGACUUCUGCUAACCCUUUGUCCAGGAGCGCUCAGCUACCCUAGGUUGAAUAUGCCCACAACACCCUCACCAACGCCUCAUCAGGUAUGUCACCCUUCGAGUGUGCUAUCGGUUACCAACCCCCCUUGUUCCCCGCCCAAGAGGUUGAGGUUGCGGUUCCCUCUGUCCAGGACCAUCUGCGCCGUUGUCACCAUACCUGGAGGAAGGCCCGGGCUGCCCUUCUUCGUGGCAUCGAAGAAACUUUCCCCCCGAUUCAUUGGUCCCUCUGAAAUUGACUGUGUCGUUAACCCCUCUGCGAUGCGCCUGAAACUCCCAGCCUCUCUCAGGAUCCAUCCUACCUUCCACGUAUCCCUGAUUAAACCUGUCUGCUCCAGUCCCCUGUCUCUGCCUGCAGCAGCUCCUCCACCCCCUCGGCUCAUCGAUGACCAUCCUGCCUAUACCGUCCGGCGGCUUCUGGAUGUGCGCCGUCGUGGCUGGCAGUACCUGGUGGGCUGGGAUGGAUACGGGCCUGCGGAGCACUGCUGGGUGCCCCGCCAUCACAUUCUGGAUCCUUCCCUCUUACAGGAUUUCUAUACCUCACACCCAGACAAGCCUGGUCAGGUGGCGCCCGUUGGGGGCGGGGGUGGGGUGUACUGAGACAUCUGCUCCUGCAACGCCUCUACUGCUCAUCCUGUGUCUCCUUGACCUGCCGUCACUCCCCCAGUACUCCCUCCCUCUCCGUCUGUCUGUCUCUGUAUGUGUGUGUGUAGAGUCAGAGCAGAUCCCCACCAGCUGCAACCUGUUCCAUAAUCUAGACCUCUACAAAUACUCAGUCCUUCCACACUGCCAGAUCGUAAUCUCUGCUCAGUCAGUCUACGGUUCUAUCCGUUUGUCACUAUUCAGUUCCUGUUGUGCCUGUUUUCCUUGCCUGACGCUGUUUUCCUCUCCGCUACAGUUCUGCCGCUCCGACUCUGGUCCCUGUCUCCAGUCCCACGUCUCGUCAUCCUGCUACUCUGUCCUGGAUUCCCCACUCUACUACUCCCUUGGAUUCCCCUCCGGACCUGCUCACCCUGUCACAACCCCCCUCGCUCCAGCCUCAGCCUCCACACCUGGUUUCCAGCAAUUUCCCCUGACCUGCACUCCAUCUUCCCCCUGUGUUUCAAUAAAUACCUUGGUUACUACAUCCCAGUCUCCUCGUCUGAGUCUGCUCUUGGGUUCCCUGUUCCACUCCGCGUAA